Messenger RNA from Bombyx mandarina (wild silkworm), 1374 nucleotides. RefSeq lists its product as uncharacterized. NCBI's taxonomy places the organism in Eukaryota, Metazoa, Arthropoda, Insecta, Lepidoptera, Bombycidae. The record is from RefSeq and is a predicted model, not a curated record.
AUGUAUAUAGCGUUUAAGUGGCUUGUCGGCAUUUCGGUCGCCAUGUGGCUGGCGAUGUGCAGUCUCCAAAUAAUACUGAAAAGAAAUACAAAGCCUAACACAGGUAUAUAUCAAGGUGUUUAUUUUCAUUCGACGUCUCGACUCAAGAAUUACACAUUGCCAAAGCCAAAAAAAGUUGACGUCAUAGUAUUGAAUUCAAAAAGUGUGACUCUUGUUUACUGUUUAAUCAUAACAGUCGGAGCAUUGGCCUUUUCAAUAUUUCAAAAGGAAUUCAUAAAAAUAUUUACUGAAAAAAAUUUUGCAGUAAAUAAUCUAAUGAUAUGGAUUUUUCAUAAAGUUCAAAGCAUUUUCAAAAAUACCGCUCGAUGUUGUUGUAUUGCUGUUGUAGAAUGUUUAAUUGAAAUUAAAAAUAUAUAUCGAAAUACAUUAAUUAAAACGAGAAGCUUAGUGUAUGAACAAAAUACAACAGAGUAUAGACAAUCGAUUAAAUGCAAAAGUAUACUGGAUUAUGUUUUUUUUAAGAAAUUGAAAGAAUUUGAUGAAGAGAGGAAGACGUUAAAAAGUUUUCUAAUAACUGCCCUAAAUGAAAAUAGAAGAAUCAGAAUGCAAUAUCAAUUACAGAUUAUGGCGAAAGAUAGAUUUAAACGUUACAAUGAAGAUUCUCAAAAACUGAUUAAAGAGAAUAGAUUUAAAUGCAUACAUUUACAGCAAUUGUAUUGGGUGGCACAACAAGAAAUUUUAUUUCUUAAAAAAUUAGUACAGAAACUUCAGAAAGCCAAGAAAGAGGCUGAUUUGAAUUGCGUAUGUUUGAUCAAUGAAAUUAAUAAGUCCAGUGAUGAGAAACUUAAAGUGAAUUGUCGCAAUUUCGUGACGACCAAAGAUGUUUCUUUGAAUUCUGACCUAAUUGAUGUAAGACAAUCAAUUUUGCAACAAUGCAACGGAUCAAACAAUACUUUCAAUAAAAAUGAGUUCAGUACUAUGAAAAGGCAAGAAUAUACCAGCAUUACAGAGCUGAAGCAAGAUAAUAAUUCUCUAUUACGUCCGCGCACAGUCGUUUCAAGAUUUUCCGGGGAAUACUUUUGGACUGUGAAAGAUAAGAAUGGUAAAAUAGAAAAACUUUACGAUUACAGUUGUCAAUCAGUUGGUAACUGUGAUGUAAUUCACAGAAUACGUCAAUACACCGUUUAUUACGAUAAGGAUUAUCUUUUAGAUUUUACAAAAUCUAAUAUGUCGAACAGUGAUAUUACGGAUCACACAUCCAAGCUUUACAAACAACUUCCACCAAUAAAUAAUCGAUUUUUAACUGGGUCAGAGGAGUUUCACAAUUUUAUGAAGAAUAACAAAGGUGUUAUUUUGCCAUUUCGGAAAUCAUAA